AUGGCGACGACAUCACCAGCGGCCCCCAAGCCCAAGCCCAAGUCCUCUUCUCUCCUAAGCACCCUUUUCUCCCGACCACUGCCCCUCUACGUAUCCGCCUUUCUCCUCCGCCUCGUUCUCCUCCUGUACGGCCUCUGGCAAGAUGCCAACUCGCCGCUCAAGUACACCGAUAUCGACUACCUCGUCUUCACCGACGCGGCCCGCUUCGUGUCUCGCGGCGAGUCUCCCUAUGCCCGUGAGACGUACCGGUACACGCCUAUUCUGGCCUGGUUGUUACUGCCCACCACAUGGACGGCAGGUGCGCAAUGGGGCCCCUUGGCGGCCAAGGUGAUCAAUGUGGCGUGGUUCAGCUUUGGAAAGGUCCUGUUUGCAGCGGCGGAUUUGGUGGCGGGGUGGUUGAUUGAACAGGUGUUGGUUAUGGGGAAGGAUUUCCCUUCUUCUCCUGCUCAAGGAAAGGAGAAUGACACCGAGAGGAAAGAGGGAGGAAGGAAGGACCCCAGCGAGACAACCACGGGAAUGGACCCCUCCCGCGCCCGCGCCUUCGCGGCCAUCUGGCUCCUCAACCCCAUGGUAGCCACCAUCAGCACGCGCGGCUCGUCCGAGGGUCUUUUGGGAGUUCUCGUCAUGGCUCUUCUCUGGGCCGUCCUCUCGCGGCGCAUCACUCUUGCCGGCCUGCUUCUGGGAUUCAGCGUGCACUUCAAGAUCUAUCCGUUCAUCUACGCGCCCGCCAUCGUGUGGUGGAUGGACCAGGAACGGCUUUCCGGAUUUAGAGCAGGAGGAGGCCAGAAGACGUCGUCGUCGUUCAGAAAAAAAUUAACACGCUUCCUCACCCUCCCCCGCCUCCUCCUAGCAUUCACCUCCCUCGCCACCUUCCUCUCUCUCAACUUCCUCAUGUACCGCCUAUACGGCCACCCCUUCCUGCAGGAAACCUAUCUUCAUCACGUCACGCGGAUUGAUCACCGGCACAACUUUAGCCCUUACAACACCCAACUUUACUUGUCUUCCGCGUCGGUAUCACCGUCUCAUUCAGCAGCAGAACCAAAAUUCAAGAUCGAAUCCCUAGCCUUCCUCCCUCAACUGGUCCUCUCCACCAUCCUCAUCCCCCUCACCCUCGCCAAGAAGGAUCUACCCACCUCUCUGCUCGCGCAAACCUUUGCUUUCGUGACCUUCAACAAGGUCUGCACCAGUCAGUAUUUCCUCUGGUACCUGGUCCUUUUGCCGUUGUACCUCCCGCGGUCUUCGUUUUGGACGAGUAAGAGGAGGGGGCUGGUAGCGCUGGGUCUGUGGGUGCUCGGCCAGGGACUGUGGUUGCAGCAGGCGUAUGAGUUGGAGUUUUUGGGGCGGAGCACGUUCUUGCCUGGGCUGUGGAUGGCGAGUUUGGGAUUCUUUGUGGUGAACUGCUGGAUUUUGGGGGUGAUUGUUGGUGACGGUGGGAGGUGA
Messenger RNA from Neurospora tetrasperma FGSC 2508, 1440 nucleotides. RefSeq lists its product as uncharacterized. The transcript has a single exon. The record is from RefSeq and is a predicted model, not a curated record. Gene Ontology annotation, molecular function: GPI mannosyltransferase activity; alpha-1,4-mannosyltransferase activity. Gene Ontology annotation, biological process: GPI anchor biosynthetic process. Gene Ontology annotation, cellular component: membrane; glycosylphosphatidylinositol-mannosyltransferase I complex. Bases 1 to 1440 code for a protein of 479 amino acids. Lineage: Eukaryota; Fungi; Ascomycota; Sordariomycetes; Sordariales; Sordariaceae.